AUGCAGCAGCAGCAGCAGCACCUCAACCCAAGGCACUUAGUUCUUGCAAAGAUGCUGCAGCGAAGCCAGGAGUUCGCCCUUCCCCUCGCAAGCGUUUCCCACGCUUCCAAGCUCGAGCAUCGCUGGCAGUUGGGAGCACGAGCAUCUUUAUUAUUAAAGAAAACCUUCGAAACCGAGGGCGGAAACAAAACUGGAGGGGCUUGCGAUUUCCAGAUUCCAACUCUUGAUCGGAAUGUGCCUGGGCUUUAUUUUUUAUUUCCUUUUUCGCAUCUGCGUUCAUUCAUGGAACCGGCACGUUUCUUGGGGAAUGUUGCACUGGAGCAAAAAAGAAAAAAAAAAAGAUGCUGCUGCUAUUUGAGCGCAGUCAAUAGCCUUCUUCUGCCACUGAAUCGCCUCUCCCGCCUUAGCGUGGGAAGGGCGGGCGCAGCGGCGAUAAUAGUAGCAAGUAGUAACGGGAGGGAGGGAGGGGAGGGGCGUGGCCUCGCCGGGCGUGGGCGGGGCGGCCUCUCCCGAUUGGCCGCCGCGGCGCUCGGAAGCACUUUGUUUUCUAUGCUAAUGAGGGCGGAGCGGAGGCUUGUGGAUAUUUACGUUGAGGCGGGAGCCGCCGCCCUUCAUUUCUCCACCCCCCCUCCGCUUUUAUCCACAUGGUUCUCUCCUCUCUCGCUCUCUCUCCCCCCCCCCUUCCCCAGCUCGCCUGAUGCCGCCGCCCUCCUCCUCCUUCCCGCCACUUCUAUGAGGGGAGAGGGGGUGGGGCGGGGAAAACGGGAGCGGCGGUUGGUUGGUCGGUUGGCCGUGAGGUGUUCCUCCCCCUCCCCACUCCACCCACCACCACCUUUUACGCGAGAGCCCCCUCACGCGCCACAGCCCGCGCGGCGGCUACUGCGGCGGCCGCUUCUUCGGCUUCGUGAGGGGGAAGAGAGAGAGAGAAAGCGCGCUCUCUGCCUCAUUGGCCGUGACUGGAAAGAG
Molecule: messenger RNA, 966 nt
Organism: Podarcis lilfordi (Lilford's wall lizard)
Lineage: Eukaryota; Metazoa; Chordata; Lepidosauria; Squamata; Lacertidae
Source: the annotation of a GenBank genome assembly